This is a messenger RNA of Megachile rotundata (alfalfa leafcutting bee), 7284 nucleotides long. RefSeq lists its product as uncharacterized. The record is from RefSeq and is a predicted model, not a curated record. Lineage: Eukaryota; Metazoa; Arthropoda; Insecta; Hymenoptera; Megachilidae. Gene Ontology annotation, molecular function: protein dimerization activity.
GACUCUGGACGUCGGUCCAGCGGAGUUUUUAUUUCGCGUAUUCCGCGAUCGAAUCGCUCGGAUGAUCGAAAUGUCAAAAAUUCGGCAAAAAUCGCGGAGUGUGUGCAAUGUCAGCCACAAGUGACGCAUCUGCGCUUCUCGCAGCGCGUACUUCUUGCAAAACGAUGCCAAAAGGAUAAAUUAUGCCUCGAAAAGAGAACACCAAGGCGAAAACAUGGGAGCGAGACAGAAGAAAACGUAUGAACACAUACUUCAAAACUCUGGCAGAUCUUUUGCCACCGAAUCAGGAAGGUCGGAAACGCAACAAGGUCGACAUCCUGAUCCAGGCCUCAAAGUACAUCAAAGACCUCCAUAAUCGUACAGGAGAAUUGUUCUCGGCUCAUGCUUCAGAAGCGCACAAGGAAGAACUGGCUCGUUUAAAAAAGCUAGUGAUUCAGCUUUUCUCUCGUACUCAACUGUUAUCUACGCUUCUAAAGGAAGCUGGAAUAUCUGUGCCUGCAGAACCAGCUCUGGAAAAGAUAUCUCCUUUGAAGUGGUCUAACAAGAUCAACGUGGAAGAUGCAGAGAAGUAUUUCAGUAAAAUAGAAGAAAUAAAGAAUUCUGAAAGUAAGAGGGAAAAGUCUGCUGAACUUAAAGUGCCUUCUAAAAGGAAAUCAGUUAAUUCUUCUCACUCGUCUAGUAAAAAGUUACUGGAAAAUAGCAAUGUUUCUAAAGAUGUGAAUAACUCGAUAGAAAACCAGGAGAAUCAGGUGAAUUGUGUAAAUAGUAAAGAUGAUGGUGCAGAUGCAACAGGCAAUAUAUCAGAAAAUGGUUCAAAGGAAUCAGAAUGCUGCCAGACUAAUACAAGUUCCAAUGCAGCAGUCACUCGUUCUGUUAGCAGUAAAACAAAUAAUGCAUUGCAGAAAGUAGAAUCCCAGAAAAAAGUAAAGAGGAAAACGAAGAAAAAGGAAGAGAAGAAGUCGCCCGCGCCAUGUGUAAAUAAUUCCGUGACUAGUCUAACUCCGAACACUCUCAUUUUAUCAGGCGGUAAAUUAAUGCCUCUGGUAACUCCUAUGACGUCAAACAUCAUUGUAAAUACUCAGCAACAACCAGCGAAUCCCAUAAUUCUUGGUAAUGCUCAACAAAAUCAGAUGAUCGUUAUGCAACCAUUAACGAAUCGUGUACAAAAUCCUGUAGUUCCAAUUUGUAAUCAAACUUUAAUCAAUACGGUACAAAAAGUUACGUUGAAUACGGUGCCAAGCAUCCGUGCAAACAUGGUCGUCGAUUCCCAGAAUUGGGCGUCCAACGUGAAAAAUAUAAUUAACGCGACGAAGAUUGGUGGUCACAAAGGUAUUCUGCCAAAAGGUAAAGAGGUUACUAAAACUACGAUGACGUACAAAGUUCCUAUUCCGGCUGUCCAUAAAGAGAAGUUAGAGAAAUCGAAAGACUCGACUAAGAAAGACACUCAAGUAAAAGUAAAAGUUAAUAAAAAUGCUAAGAAUGUGAAGAGUCAGCCUACAGAAGCAACAGAAGAGAAGAGUGAUAAAGAGAAGGGUGUGAAAAGCGUGGAAAAUAAUUCUGUUCAGAAAGGAUCUCUUAAGCGAGUUUCGAAUAUGGAGACUGACUCUACGGAGGAACCUGACGAUAAGAAAAGAAAGACUAAUGAAAAUGAAGCUAACAUUCAGGUGCAAACAGUGUCCGUCUCAAAACCAGAUUUCACUGUGACUUGUAAAUCUAUUGAAAACUUGAAGCAUGUAAUAGAGAAGAUAGGUGAAGAUACAAAUGAAGGAAAAGAGAAAAGUCUGGCUCCGUCAAGUGACAGGGAACCUUGUACCGAAACUACUGACUGCCCAGUUUUAUUGUGCACCAAUAACCAAGAGGACAUCGAUUCUUCUAAAUCUACAGACGUGUUAAAACCGGACAUCCAAAAAAGAACUCAAGUAUCAAUUUCAGACACGCCACCAGUCACCUUCUCGGACGAGCAUCUGAAACCUACCAGCGAGAUACCAAUUCCUCCAGAAACGGACUUCAAUAUUCCUGUAGACAACGCGUUAGAAAAGUCAAACAUCGAAAUCAGUCACCCUAACUCUAAAUCACCUUUGACAGAAGUUGAAGAGGUUGAAGAGUCCGAAACUAAGAAGAUGAAGGAAGUAUGUAAUCUUGGCACAGAGCUUGACAACCUGCUAGAAGUGACGCCUAAAGAGGCGGACCCUGUUGAAGGAGCAAACAACUUGGAAAACAAUAAAAUCAUUCUGAAUCUUGACACGAACACCACGACAACUCUGAAGCCGGAGACUAAUGUUCAGACCUCAGAUGCGACGCCGUCAUCGUCUCUGCUUCCAGUGAACAUAGUGGAGGAUGACUCUAAGCUCAAGGCAUCAAAAGAUGAGGUAUCGAAAACGUCUCUGUCAUAUAAUACAGAGAAUUCUUUUGUACCGAUUGGUAGUAGGGCUGAUGGUCUUCACUCGGACCUCUCUAACGACAUAUUCGCCUCUCUUCAAGUACCUUCAAGUUCACAUAACCCGGAGUCCAUAUCUCCUACGGCGGCGUUUCUAAUGGCGUUCCCAUUGGUGUCUUCCUUAAAUGGCAAGACGGAGGUUCUGGAAGAGGAGAUGAAAGACGAUUUUAAAUACCACAGCCAGACUCCACCCAUGCUCCUACAGAUUGGAACCAUGGAACCCAAUAGUUUCAAAAUAAAGACGUCCUCUCAUACCAUUGCUGAGAAACGUCUGAAGGUCACCUACGAAGAGAAGAAGAAUCCUCCUGUGAGCGAAGCAGUGAACUCUGACAUGAUUGUGUCCGUAGAAUGUACAACCACAAAAGCUUUGCCUAAGUUGGUGAGCAACGAACCUCUCAGAGAACCUUACAAGGUUGUGCUGGCACCUUCGUUAGAGAAGCCUGCUACGAGUUCCUUCUCUCAGACUCUGUACUCCAUUGCGUCAAGUACCACUUCAGUCACCAGCUCGCAGACUGGACAUUGCAAUCAACUCGCAACCAGCUUACAGAACACUACCACUGAUGCUUCUCAAAUUGAAGUCUCCAAUAAAACAGAGCAGGCGUGUCCAGUUCAAGCAUCCACAUGUGACACCAACGUUAGGUACUCCAGCUCUCAAGACUUUCUGUCAACCUACUCAACGAUUGUGGACAACCUUCCAAUGCAACAGAAUCCCACAGUGUGCAGCAGUACAACCACUCAAGAAAAUUCUUCAUUGAAUCAGAAUGUUACUGACGUGUCCCAAACCAUGGCUCAUUUGACCAACACUACAACUACAGCGAACUCUGCGCCUCUGCCUAUGCAGUCCAUGCAAAUAGAUUACGCGUCCCAGAUAAAGGAGAAGAAUUCCGACAGUUCUCGUAUCGCCUAUGAGAUUCAUGGUAAGGAUCCUCUGAUAGACAACAACAUUGUGCCUAAUAAUGGACUCAGUUACAGUGGACACAUCGACAGGGUUCUUCCAAACUCUUCUCAGAACAUCCAGCAAGAGUACAUGCAGUCUAAGGACGCUUCUCUGUCUGUCUUAUCUUCGCAAGCUAUGCAAACCGUUUACGAGUCGCAGCCUAAAGACACUCAUGGUUUGUCGCAUCAGAAUCAGACGUACACAGUGCAUGAGAAGGACAUCAUUCAGAAUGAGUAUGCAGUAGAUCAGAAUAAGAAUCUGUCCCGAAAGGACUCGAUACCGUACUCGACGGGCAAUGCGACUGCGUCCAAUAGGAAUCAAAGCUACUCCACGAAGGAGCUGAUACCAAACUCGUCGGAGGCUCACUUUCAGCGUAGUUUUUCAAAAAUGACGAAGGAGACGGACUCUACGGUGACUAAUGUGGAGGAUCCGAAGAUGAACGAGUUAAGGUCGAAACCGGAGGCGCAGGAUCAUAGGCGUGAUACAAAUUAUACGUCUAAGAAGAUGGAUGUCGAUCCGUUUGCUCAGACCUUCUCGUACGGAGUGAAGGAGUCGAUCAGCACGCAGGCUGAUCAAAAUGUACUCAACCAGAACAAUGAUAAUAUGUUUCAAGGAAAGCGAGACGAUCAGAGCUAUUCUAAUUACUCCAAGGAUGCGAAGAAGAACACUAGUUCAUCAAAUAGCAUGAAUAGUAAACCUCUCAUACAGAACACGGCGGUGACACGUUACUCGCAGCAGCCGACUUCCUUUGUGGCUACCUCCAAUUACGAGCAGAGUACCGUCACUGAGAAUCACGCGAAGUCGACAACCACAGUCGCUCAUAACUCUUCCAAUUUCAGUAUCCUGUCGUGGACGACUUUCUCCCCGGUCAGUGGAGGUGGCGGUAACAAUCUGGUGCACUUUGACCAAGGGCCUAAUCAGACGGACAACACUGAAGCGAAGACAAUCUGCGAGAAUUAUAGCUACGUUCCUCUGCACAAGGAAAAUUCAAGCUUCUCAAACGUUCUGAAUAAUGAUGUUUAUUCGGCGAACUCGACUAUGGCCAACGUUGAUAAGUCCAGAAUGAAGAAUGGAAUGGACGCGCAGAAACAGUCGUACGUAGACCCCACAAAGGCAAGAAAUAUUCAAACUAAUGUCCCAUCGGGUAAGCAAAGUCGUAUGCAAAACCAAACUUCUUCGGGUAAUAACGAUUACAAUAAAUAUAGUGCAGAGAACAAAAAGUCCAAGUAUGGUAUCGAGUCGGAGUACAUUCAGAACGAGUACUCUGGAAUGGAUCAGCAGCAGCAACAUGCGCCGAAGAAUCACCAGACUAUAGCCACGAAGCACGACAAAGCUGUUUACCCGAUGUCCGGUUACGAUUCUCAGGUGAAUUUUGAGUUGCCUGAAGUCAGCAGUCAGAUGAAGUACUCUGUGGAGGCUUACAGUGGGUCUAACUUCAAGUACCCUGAUAAACAGCAGCAGAGUCAGACCAAGUACCAGCCUCUAGUUCAAGGACAGAUUCCUUCCCUUCAACAUGACAGUGUCACGUACAACAAUGGGAAGCAUGGACAGCAGCAGAGUGCCACAAAGUCUAAAGGAAACCAGCAGCAACAUGCAAUCAGGGCGCCUGUGAAUUGGAUGAUGACUCCAGAAAUUAAGCACAACACCAACAUCGCUGAUAUCAUAUUGCCACCCAUUGGCAAGGAGCUUGAAUUCUGUCAGAAUAAUCUGUUCGCACAGACACCAUCCUACAACCAGGGAACACCUAACCAGUUUUACAACAAUUAUGAUGUGACAGCUCACGGUUUUCCUAAUUUACCGGUUCUGCAGGGUGAAUCGAAGAGGACUUCAGAGGUGUUCUAUUCAGAGGAACAACCGUUUCCUUGGUCUCCCACAAAGACCAGCGUCCACGUGGAGCAGACUCAGUCAGUCAAAGGCAUAGACCAACACAUUGUUCCCUCCAGUCUUCCAACUCUGGUCGGUGACCUGGAUCUGGGUACCAACAUACCCGAGAAGCAGACGUUCCUGUUCAGCCACGGUUUGCCGGCCAGGGUUCCAUCUGACCAGAGCAAGGACCCUAAUAAGGAUAAAGAAGGAAAUGUUGCAGGGCGAGAUUUCCAUACUGUGCUGAAUAAUCAAACUGUUCAGCAUCCAGGCGCUGGGUCCUCGUUCCUGUCGGUGAGUCAGCUGGUGGAGCACGAGAAGGCCGAGAAGUCUCAUCAGCAGCAUCACCAGCAGCAGCAGCAUCAUCAUCACCACCAUCACCACCAUGCGCAUCAACAUCAGCAGCAGCAGCAGCAGCAACAACAGCAGCAACAGCAACAACAACAGCAGCAGCAGGCUAGGAAACAUCAGAGGAAGAGUAACACUAGCCCUAGAGGAAAUAGCAAGCGACAGAUAGACAUUCGGAAACAGAAUUCGGGUGACCACUUGCACCAGAGGCACGAGGAACAGAAGUCGUCGGGUCAUACGUUCUCUGAACAGGGAUACCAGCAGCAGCAGAAGUAUCAGCAGAAUAAUAUUCAUUGGAGGAGUAGAAAUUGUAAGAGCAAUUACACGGCGGAAGCGUUAAUAGGAACUAAUAACAGCGUUCAUGAUACGAACCAAGACAAACAUCCCUCUAUCAAGUUCUCCGCUAAUUAUUCCCAGAAUAAGUUCCAAAGCAGUCUGCCGACCGCAGACACUGUGAUGCCCAUCAACUAUUUCUCGAACGCGGACGACGGAAGCGGUUAUGGUCAGAUGGUGAACCAGAAUUUCAAUUCGUACAGUUAUUCCUCGAACACGAACAUUUAUCCUACUUCAAACUUCAUCACCAGCAUAUCGAACACGCCUACUAGUUACAUGAUGCCGCUGCACGAUAACACUGACUACAUGGAGGCGAACGCUUUUCUUCUGUCGAACGUAACUGUGUCUUCUACCAACUCCUCGUCGACUACCUCUACGGUAACAACUUCAACCUCCAACGUGAAUACUAAUGCUAAGAAUCAUCAGCAUUAUGGGAAGCACCAGAACUGCGACAAGAGGACGUACUCCACCAAUGUGAAGAAGGGGAAACGAAAAGGUAUCGAUGGAACCAUGCAGAAUUUGGAGUUUCCUUUGUCCGGUAUCAAUUCGCCGUUGGAGGACUAUCAUCACUCGACCACGUUCUUGCCACCGCCCCCGCCGCCACACGCUAGCCCUCUUUACCAGAAUCAUCCACAGGCAAACGUGUACACAAAAGCUGUGAACGGACUGCCGCCACCACCUGUGGCUGGUCCUCAGGGUGUACCUACGGUAGCCACAGCAGGUUUCCCCAUGAAUCCAAACAUGCCACGGGGAGGAAUCGUUGCUAGCAAUCCAAUGACUAUGAGUCAUCAUCCCUCGGGCACCAGCCUCACCAAUUUCAACUUGAGCACAAUUUUUCCUGAGAUGAAUGACAAGAUCACAGGAUACAAACCCCCGAAUGGUAUACCUCCCGGUUUACCACAGCCUUCGAAUCAGCCCACGGCGUACGCGCAGAGGUCCAAUUAUCCGGCGAACCCUCUUUGUCACUUGCCACAGGUGUCUGAAGGAAGCCAGUUUGGUAAUAGCAUUCCUCCUCCUCCUCCUCCUCCACCUCCCCCUGGAGUAAUCCACUACAAGAAUGUAUGAUAAUGUGGAAUGCAGACAUGAUGCGUGAAAACACAGCGAUGAUUCAUUUCGCAGGAUAUCUUCCGAAGUUUGUUCAAGUUUGCUGAUAAGUUGCCUAAUUUUUGUUGGAAUAUGUGCAUUCGAAAGAAGAUAAAAUCAACGGAUCCUCGUUAUCAGUGAAGUUCGGAAACGACCCACACUGCGUUCAAAACUGAAAGCCGGCUGAGAGGAACCCAACCUCUCUUUGCUAUGCGCAGAACGUAACGUGUCAUUUUUCACGUGUUUAGUGAGAAAAUCGUGUUACGUAGAAGUGAGUCGUCAA